AUGAGAACGACGUUCAGAGAGCUUGUGUUGGUGCUAUUAAGUGUGGCCGUGUUCCCGGUGAGGGCGGCGACGACGGGGACUGGGACUGGGACAGGGACGGCAACUGGAACAGCAGCAGGGACUGCAACUGCAACGGCUACAUCUGCUGACACAGAUGUAGCUGACGCAGAUACCUCCGACCCCAACCUCACGAUCGUCGGAACAUGGUCUUCCAAGUCGAACCAGGUGUUCACUGGCCCCGGGUUCUACGACCCCGUGGACGAGUUGCUGAUCGAGCCCUCGUUGCCCGGGGUGUCGUACUCGUUCACCGCUGACGGGUACUUCGAGGAGGCGACAUACCAGGUCUCAGGGAACCCACGGGACCCCUCGUGCCCCCAGGCCGCUCUGACGUGGCAGCACGGCCGUUACGAGGUGCUCAAGAACGGUACCCUCGUGUUGCACCCGCUGACCGUGGACGGAAGACAACUUGUCAGCGAUCCGUGCACGGACAAGGGCACCUCGACGUACACCCGCUACAACCAGACGGAGACCUUCAAGUCGUACCUGGUCUUCAUCGACCCGUACCACGGGAUCUACACUUUGCAACUGUACCAAUUCGAUGGGUCCCCCAUGCAACCACUGUACUUGGCGUACAGACCACCAAUGAUGCUCCCCACACAGACUCUGAACCCAACGUCGUCCGGUGCAAACGUCCAGGAGUCUCAGGCCCCAUCUCAAGCGAAACGGUCACUGCAACAGAACGUCAAAAGGUCCUUAGAGAACAAGUACCGCACGAACGCGGAACUCAGACCAACAGCAGGUAUCGCGUGGGACCUCGUAUGGUACAGUUCUGCAGCGGUCCUGGGUCUAGGGUCAGUGCUCUUCCUCGUGUAUUGA
Huiozyma naganishii CBS 8797 is the source of this 876-nucleotide messenger RNA. RefSeq names its product Rot1p (gene ROT1). The transcript has a single exon. Gene Ontology annotation, biological process: 'de novo' protein folding; budding cell apical bud growth. The record is from RefSeq and is a predicted model, not a curated record. Gene Ontology annotation, cellular component: endoplasmic reticulum; endoplasmic reticulum membrane. Lineage: Eukaryota; Fungi; Ascomycota; Saccharomycetes; Saccharomycetales; Saccharomycetaceae. Bases 1 to 876 code for a protein of 291 amino acids.